UUGUGUCGAUGACAAGCCAUCUGGCAACACUGGUCAAUAUUAAACAUAUAUUAAACAAAUUAAAAUGAGCUCAAACCACCGUCCUCUGGACGAUUCGGAUAUCCUCCUAAUACAAACCAUCCGCGAGACGCCGUCGCUGUACGAUCCCCAGCUGCCCUCCUUCCGGCUGUCUCAGCGCAAAGAGGAGGACUGGGCAAAAGUGGCAGAUUUGCUAAACAUCUCCAUCUCAGACGCUCGGCGACGGUGGACGUGUCUGCGGGAUCGCUACUCGCGGGAGCUCAAGCAGAAGCGCAUGCAUCCGUCCGGCGAGUUUGGUCACAAUGACUUCUUUCGGAAGAUGGACUUCCUGCGGGACUUUGUGCGCAAGAGACGCGAGCGCCGAGGACGCGAACGGGAACAAAAGCCAACCGGGUGGAUGAAGGUUGAUUUACAGCGACGGCGUCGUACCCGCCUGCCUAUGGACACAGACACCUUGAUCGAGGAGCAAGGAUCGCACGCCUACGAUGAGGGCGAGGAGCAACACGACUACGACGCGAAGCUGGAGUCUCAUACCACACAAUCGGAGACGUAUUCGGUGGUCGUGGAGGCGGACGAUGGGCAGGAGCCCGAACAGGAGAGCUUCGAUGAGUUCCUGGGCGAUACGGAGUGCGAGCAAAAGGUCAAGGUGGUCACAAUUCAUCCGGAAAUGGCUGCUCCGAAGGCGACGUCCGCAGCUGAGCCUAUGGAGUCUAACCACGCGGAUCUGAACUACUUGGUCUGCAUGCCGCCCAAUGCGAAUCAGGAGCGAGAGAAUUCCGCCCCAGAAUUAUCCAAUCCGCCGGCCGUCAUCCCUCAAAAGACUUGCGAAACAGAGGACGACUUCUUUUGCAAGUCGAUUGCCGCGUAUUUGCGCCAACUGUCGCGCGUGCACAAGAUCAAGGCCAAGGUGGAGAUGUACCAGAUUCUGGAGAAGUACAUACUGCUCGAGGAGAGCGGAACGGGGUCAGGAGCGGGCGGAUCGGGCUAAGCAGGUUGCAUGCAAUAUUUACAUAGGUUUUAACAUAGUUUUUUAAUGCAGUACAAAUAUACAAAGAGACGAAAA
This is a messenger RNA of Drosophila sechellia, 1081 nucleotides long. RefSeq names its product hinge1 (gene hng1). Gene Ontology annotation, molecular function: DNA binding. NCBI's taxonomy places the organism in Eukaryota, Metazoa, Arthropoda, Insecta, Diptera, Drosophilidae. Gene Ontology annotation, biological process: regulation of transcription by RNA polymerase II. Bases 65 to 1006 code for a protein of 313 amino acids. Gene Ontology annotation, cellular component: transcription regulator complex; nucleus. The transcript has a single exon. The record is from RefSeq and is a predicted model, not a curated record.